AUGGCGGUGCAAGAUGAUUUUGGCGAUGGGACACUCCACCCCCCUCAUACUGGGAAGCAUACAUUGCAGCAGCUUAUUGACAUAUCCUGCAAGGUUGAUCCUUGGGAUCUUGAUAAGUUCCAGAAAGCAGCCAAGGCUGUCAACCUGUCUGGUGUUCACAUGCCCUACUGGCACGAUUGGAUCUACGCAUGUCCAUCCAUCUUCCUCACUGAGACUGUAGGAGCUUACAAGCUCAAUAACCACUUCAUCAUCCAGUACAAACAGGUCAGUACAUGCCACUUUGCGAAAGGUAUCACACAGGUCAAGCAAAUGAUGGGCUGUGAGUACAGAGACAUACAACGCACUAUCAUCACUUCAAUUGCAGGUGCUGCUUCACCCCAAUUUGUUCACACAAUCUGUGCCAUCAUUGAAUUCAUUGACCUCAUACAGAAUCCAGUUCAUUCACCUGAAACACUCCAGUCAAUGGAGCACACUCUUUCCGACUUCCACUCUUUCAAGGGCGCUAUUAUCAAGGCUGAAGCAAGGAGGGGGAAGGGGGGCAUCAAAGAUAAUUUUUUCAUCCCAAAACUCAAACUACUACAAAGCUUCAAGGGUAUGGUCCAGCGACUGGGCACUUUGAUGCAGUCCUCAGCUGAUACAACGGAGCACUUGCUUAUCACCCACUGCAAGGAUCUUUUCCAACAAACAGCCCAGCAGAGCAAAGAAUUCACGGAGCUGUUAAGACCGUACUCAAGUAGUAUCGGAUCUGAAGGGCUUCGGCCUCAGCUCGUGCGCUGUGCCCCUUUCCCAAGUCUUGCCCCUUAUUUCAGAGAGCUAAAGUAUCGCGUCUAG
This is a messenger RNA of Suillus subalutaceus, 831 nucleotides long. RefSeq lists its product as uncharacterized. The coding region runs from base 1 to 831 and encodes 276 amino acids. The record is from RefSeq and is a predicted model, not a curated record. The transcript has 2 exons. NCBI's taxonomy places the organism in Eukaryota, Fungi, Basidiomycota, Agaricomycetes, Boletales, Suillaceae.